Molecule: messenger RNA, 753 nt
Organism: Lottia gigantea (owl limpet)
Lineage: Eukaryota; Metazoa; Mollusca; Gastropoda; Lottiidae
Exons: 1
Coding region: 1-753 (250 amino acids)
Source: RefSeq, a predicted model, not a curated record
AUGAUCGGAUGGAUUAAAAAACGUUGUAACAGGAGAAGAUCAGAUCCUACUGGAGGGAAACUUAAAGAAUUGGGUAAAGGAAUCAAGGAGGUCGAAUCCGAUUUUCCUCUUUACUUUACAUUAGAAAACAAAACUUGUGUCACGAUUGAGGAAGAAAAUCCCUAUGAAGAAGUUGGAAACGCAUCUAGUAUAAAGUUAGAAAAAGCCCAUAACACCACUACCAAGUGCCAUGCAUGUCCUCUAUGCAGAAGAACAUCGUUGAAUAUACAUUGUUCAUGUCACACUGUUACGCCCUCGAGUUCAAAAGGUUCAUCUAAAUUUACCGAGGAACCAAUAUACGAACUCGCAAAAUCUCCCUUUGUGAAAUCAAAAUGUAAAAUUGAAAGGAGUUAUUCAUACUCUUGUGGAAAUUACCGAAGACCUUUACCAGAAAUUCCAAGGAACAGCAUCAUUGAAGCUUCGUCAACUGAGGAUGCAUGUUAUGGUUAUGAAAGUAUUGGGUCAGAUAGUGGUAUGAGUUCGGAUGGUGGUAGCGAGAAACACGUCUACAGUGGUUAUGAACCUGUGUUUAACAACCAAGAUGAUUUUACUGGUAUGAUAUCAGAUGAUAGCGACUACGAAGAAAUAGAAACACUUCCUAUUGUGAGAAAACCGAGAAGAUGCAGUCUUGGUCCAUCUUUUAAAUUUGAAUCUGGUGGGGCUAAGUCUAGGAACAUGAGAAAACAUUGUUUGAGAAAACAAGCUCAAUGCUAA